Messenger RNA from Fimicolochytrium jonesii, 390 nucleotides. RefSeq lists its product as uncharacterized. Lineage: Eukaryota; Fungi; Chytridiomycota; Chytridiomycetes; Spizellomycetales; Powellomycetaceae. The record is from RefSeq and is a predicted model, not a curated record. The transcript has 2 exons. The coding region runs from base 1 to 390 and encodes 129 amino acids.
AUGGCGCAACCCACCACCGCCGAAAUCGUCUCCUUAUAUCGUUCCUUUAUCCGAGUUCAACACAGCUGGCCACGACAGGACGCACGCCCGGCCAGUCUGAGGAAGCACCUACUGGAACGUGUGCGCAUCGAGUUCAGGGAGCCGGUGGUGGAGGGUGAGGGGCUACGGGUGCGGUACGCGCAUGGGGAACAAGAGCUGAGAAGUCUGAGAAGGUUAUUGAAGGGGGAGAUCGACAAGGAAUUCCCGUUAUCACCGUCUUCAACAAUGCUGGACUUCCUGCCCGCGAAAAAGAUGUACACGCUGCUUGAUCAAGCGGCCCAGCAAGAAUUGGCAGACAAAAGCAGCGUCAGCUAUUUCAAGGAUUAUGUUGCGAGCAAGUUUGAGCGGUGA